UCCCAGCAGAACUGCAUCUCACCGCUGCAGAUUUCUUUCUGUGUGGGGUUUUCCAGGGGGCGCUGGUCAGCCUCACACAGCGCCGUGUGUAGAAGAAGACUCGUGGAGGAAACAUGGCGGCCGUGUUGUUGUGUUAUGGAACUCUUGCAGUCACCUCGGCCCGUGUUUAGCUUGGUUUUUGUGUGACUCGGUUCCAGCCGGGAGGAUUAUGGCUCACCAGUACCUGCGGCUGUCCGCGGGCUGCAGAAGCCUGGUCCGGCUGCUGCUGCUGCCGCCUGGAGCUCCGACCCGACCGGUGAUGUCAUCAGUCAGUGCUCCACAGGUGGGGAGUGGGCGGAGACUGCUGAGCAACCUGCUGGGAGCCUACAGGAGGCUGAGCUCCAAACCGCCUAAAGGUUUUGAGAAAUAUUUUCCUGACUCGCAGAAGUCGGCCCAAAGCUCUGAAGCUGCAGCCAAAGAACCCAAAGCUGCCAACAGUCAGAAACCACCUGACAAGUCUGGAGGCGGCGCUGCAGGAGGAGGUGGGCAACGAGGAGGUCGCAAGGAGGAGUCCAGCUGGUACAGCCGCCUGCAGAAGGGGGACAUUCCCUGGGACAAUAAGGAGUUUUGGACCUACUCGCUGUGUGGUCUGGUGUUCUCGGCUGCUAUCAUGUACUACUUCCUACGGGACGGAGUUCGAGAAGUAACAUGGAAGGAGUUUGUCAACAACUACCUGUCCAAAGGAGUGGUGGACCGGUUGGAGGUGGUCAACAAGCGUUACGUUAAAGUGGUGUUCUCAGCAGGACAGAUGCCGGCAGACGGGCAGUACGUCUGGUUCAACAUCGGCAGUGUGGAUACCUUCGAGAGGAACCUGGAGGCGGCUCAGAAUGAGCUCGGCAUCGAGAGUGAGAACCACCUGCCUGUGGUUUAUACCACCGAGAGCGACGGCUCGUUCCUGCUCAGCAUGAUCCCCACGCUGCUCAUCAUCAGCUUCUUGCUCUUCAUGAUGCGGCGUGGCUCUGCAGGAGCGGGCCGGCCCAGCAGGGGGCUAGGCGGGCUCUUCAGAGUCAGCGAGACCACGGCCAAGGUUCUGAAGGACGAGAUCGACGUCAAGUUCAAAGACGUGGCGGGCUGCGAGGAGGCCAAGUUAGAGAUCAUGGAGUUUGUUAAUUUCCUGAAGAACCCCAAACAGUACCAGGACUUAGGAGCCAAGAUUCCCAAGGGGGCCAUCCUGACGGGGCCUCCAGGAACCGGUAAGACUCUUCUGGCCAAAGCGACGGCCGGUGAGGCCAACGUUCCCUUCAUCACUGUGAACGGCUCAGAGUUCCUGGAAAUGUUUGUGGGCGUCGGCCCAGCCAGGGUAAGAGAUCUGUUUGUCCUGGCAAGAAAGAAUGCUCCCUGCAUCCUCUUCAUCGAUGAGAUCGAUGCCGUUGGGCGAAAGCGAGGCCGUGGGAACUUUGGAGGUCAGAGCGAGCAGGAGAACACUCUGAACCAGCUGCUGGUGGAGAUGGACGGGUUCAACACGGCCACCAACGUGGUGGUUCUGGCUGGAACCAACAGACCUGACAUCCUGGAUCCGGCUCUUCUGAGACCUGGACGCUUUGACAGGCAGAUUUAUAUAGGUCCACCUGACAUCAAGGGACGGGCAUCCAUCUUUAAAGUCCACCUGCGUCCUCUAAAGCUGCACCCUGAUCUCAACAAAGAUGCUCUGGCCAAGAAGAUGGCUGCUCUCACACCUGGAUUUUCAGGUCUGGAGAAGAAGACUCAGGUCCUGCAUCCGGAGGAGAAGAAGACGGUGGCGUAUCACGAGGCGGGUCACGCUGUGGCCGGGUGGUUCCUGGAACAUGCAGACCCCCUGCUCAAGGUGUCCAUCAUUCCUCGGGGGAAGGGCUUGGGUUACGCUCAGUACCUGCCCAAAGAGCAGUACCUGUACACCAAGGACCAGCUGAUGGACCGCAUGUGCAUGACUCUGGGGGGCCGGGUCUCCGAGGAGAUCUUCUUUGGACGGAUCACCACCGGAGCACAAGACGACCUGCGGAAGGUCACGCAGAGCGCCUACGCUCAGAUUGUUCAGUUUGGGAUGAACCCAAAGGUGGGCCAGGUGUCCUUUGACCUGCCUCGGCAGGGCGAGAUGGUUCUGGAGAAACCAUACAGUGAAGCCACGGCCCGUCUCAUUGACACUGAGGUCCGAGUCCUGAUCAGUGAGGCGUACCAGAGAACCCAACAACUGCUGAACGACAAAAAGGCCGAGGUGGAGAAGGUGGCCCAGCGACUCUUGGAGAAGGAGGUUCUGGAUAAGAACGAUAUGGUGGAACUUCUGGGCAGACGGCCGUUUGCUGAGAAGUCCACCUACGAGGAGUUCGUGGAGGGGACGGGCGGCGAGGACGAGGACACCACUCUGCCAGAAGGUCUGAAGGACUGGAACCAGGACCGGAGGACCACAGAGUCCAGUCCAGAAGAACAGGUGGCCCGCCAGAUAUCUGGAGAAAUGCCCUUCUAGAACCUUUUGCUGAGGUUCUGGGUUCUGCUGCACCACAGUCACCAAACCAAGAAGAAAGUUCUGCUCCUGGAUGUUCUACACCAGACACGAAUGUUUAAAGGUUCUGUUGGGUUCUGUUCUCAUCACCUCUGCCACGGUCCAGAACCUUUCUGAAGUCUGUGUUCUCUGGAGAACUCUCUUUACAGAACCAUCAGAACCGAAGUCUGCACACACAAACUGUAACAGAACCUUUAAAGUUCUGAUUAGGUUCUGUCUUUAAUGGUACCAGAGUUCUGGUUCUGGCUUCAUUUCAGAACACCACAGCAAGUUCUUUUCCACAAAGACUGAAAAGCCAAGGACCGACCCAUCAGAACCAUCAGAACCGUCAGAACCGUCACUGGGCCAACACGUUGGGCUUUAGGUUUUCUUCAGGGGUCCAGAGGUUCUGAAGUUCUCCUCCUCAGAAGUUCUGAGUCUUUCCAGAACCCAGACAGGGUUUGUAGAAGUUUUCAGGCUUUCAUAAAGUCCCUGAUCCACAACCAGAACCAGUUCUGCUCCGCUCCAACGUGGACUGGUCCUGGUCUGAAGCCUGGUUCUCCUGAUGGGCAUCAAAUCAAGCAGAACCUGAUCAGAGUUCAGUUUCCUGGCUGUGGCUGCAGUAAUGAUGUCAUUUCCUGUUGUUGAUCAGUUUAAUUAUUUAAAAUGUUACUGAUGAAAUGUUUGUCCUGCUUUAUUAUUAAAGCUGCUUAAUAAAAGUCUGUGCUUCUGCUUUAA
This is a messenger RNA of Austrofundulus limnaeus, 3232 nucleotides long. RefSeq names its product AFG3-like AAA ATPase 2 (gene afg3l2). Gene Ontology annotation, cellular component: membrane; m-AAA complex. Gene Ontology annotation, biological process: mitochondrial protein processing. NCBI's taxonomy places the organism in Eukaryota, Metazoa, Chordata, Actinopteri, Cyprinodontiformes, Rivulidae. The record is from RefSeq and is a predicted model, not a curated record. Gene Ontology annotation, molecular function: zinc ion binding; ATP binding; ATP hydrolysis activity.